AUGCUGACGCUGCACCCCAGGGUGGUGGCGACGAGUACCGUGGAGCCAAUGGAUCACUGCGAGAGCUUCGCCUUCUACUGCGUCGGGGUGUCCUGCGUCUCGGUGCUGCUCUUCAUCGUGCUGGCCGCCGCGGUGAGCAUCUCCAGGGCCUGCGCCAUGGCGGGCGCCGUCGUGCUCCUGCUAGGGCUCGUCGGCUGGCUCGCACCCACGGGGAACGGAGCCGCCGGUCCCGCGGCGCAGCAGCAACGCCAGGCUGCUGCCGCUCCGGGGGUGCGGCUGGUGGUGCAACACCGGUGUGCGUGCGGGCUAGUGGACGCCGCGAUCGCCGCGCUGCCGACGUUCGCGUACGAGCCAACCGCGGCGGAGAAGGGCGACGACAAGCCGCGCGGCAGUUCCGUGCUGUGCGCGGUUUGCCUGGAGGACAUGCGAGCCGGCGAGAUGGUGCGGCAGCUGCCGGCGUGCCGGCACUUGUUCCACGUCGACUGCAUCGAUGCCUGGCUGCGCGCUCACCGGACGUGCCCGCUCUGCCGCGGCCAGCUCUCCCCGGAGAGCGUCAACACAAAUGCGGCAGCGGUCGCGGAGCCAUCGGUCGAUGCGUUGCCGCCGGUUUGA
Miscanthus lutarioriparius is the source of this 612-nucleotide messenger RNA. The record is from the annotation of a GenBank genome assembly. Lineage: Eukaryota; Viridiplantae; Streptophyta; Magnoliopsida; Poales; Poaceae.